Molecule: messenger RNA, 1136 nt
Organism: Spirometra erinaceieuropaei
Lineage: Eukaryota; Metazoa; Platyhelminthes; Cestoda; Diphyllobothriidea; Diphyllobothriidae
Source: the annotation of a GenBank genome assembly
AUGGGUUCGACGAUUGCGGGAUUCAUCGUCGAGGCGGUCCUGCAGCGGUUAGAGUCGCUGGUCUUCCAACACUACAGACCGAAAUUCUGGGCCCGGUAUGUGGAUGACACCGUUGUUGUUAUCGACCGGGAUCAGCUGCUGACAUUCAAGGAACAUCUGAAUGCAGGCUUCCCGGGCAUACAAUUUACGAUGGAGGAGGAAGAGAACACCCUGCUCGCCUUACUGGAUAUCCUCGUAUGCCGCAAAUACUGUGGUGGACUAAAAACCAAAGUGUUCAGGAAAGCGACAAAUACGGUGCACGUACUGAACUUCAACAGCAACCACCCAAUCAGCUACAAACGCGGUUGUGUAAGGACAAGAGAGCUGAAUUACAAUACCUCCGACAGGUAUUCAAAGCCAAUGGCUAUCCGCGCAACUUCGUCGACCGGGGCAUACGCAAAAUGGACGAAAGGCCUAACAGCACGGACACCAAAGUUUGGCGAGCGCUUCCAUAUGUCAAGAACGUUUCGGAAGCUGUUGGCCGCCUUCUCGCACCACUUGGGGUUGGAGUUGCACUCAGAUCGGAGGCGACCAUCAGGCGUCUGAUAAUGAAACCAAAAGACCCGCUGCCACGGCUAGAAACGUCUGGUGUCGUUUACCGGAUCUGGUGCAGCUACGGACAAAGCAACUACGGUGGAGAAACCGGAAGACAGCCCCGAACGCGAACGACCGAACACGCUGCAGCGGUGUGGAGAAAUGAUGCCAGCUCUCAAGUUGCGGCUCAUUCGACGAGAUCCGGCCACUCAUUCAAAUUCGACGAGGCCGAAAUUAUCGCAAGAGAUGACAACCGAGUGAGCCGGGACCUGCUCGAAUCAUGGUUUACUGACCCCCAGUCCAUUAACAAGUGCAGUGACCUUUCCCUUCCAUACUCAGUGCUGAAACUUCGCCUAGGCCGAGUCAUUAGCCACGCGGUGGGCGCACAGGUGAACAUUUGUGCCAACGACAGCCUCGGUGGACCAAACGGUCGAGCAAUCAUCACACCAACAUCCAACGCACGUGAUGAGAUUGCAGCAAUUAACGACGCGAAUGUCGCCCAUCAAACAGUCAGCACACCAAGUGCCACGAUCCUGGAUGAAGGGGGAAGCCGUGAAUAUUGA